Molecule: messenger RNA, 2093 nt
Organism: Chelonoidis abingdonii (Abingdon island giant tortoise)
Lineage: Eukaryota; Metazoa; Chordata; Testudines; Testudinidae
Gene: HOXA6
Product: homeobox A6
Biological process (GO): regulation of transcription by RNA polymerase II; anterior/posterior pattern specification
Cellular component (GO): nucleus
Molecular function (GO): DNA-binding transcription factor activity, RNA polymerase II-specific; RNA polymerase II cis-regulatory region sequence-specific DNA binding
Source: RefSeq, a predicted model, not a curated record
CGGUCCUGCAGAGGGGAGAGCAAAUGAGUUCCUAUUUUGUGAAUCCCACUUUCCCUGGGAGCCUGCCUAAUGGCCAGGACUCUUUUCUCGGGCAAAUCCCCCUUUAUCCAGCUGGCUAUGAUACUCUGAGGCAUUUCCCAGCUUCUUAUGGGGCAACAAGCCUGCAGGACAAGACCUACACCUCACCUUGUUUUUAUCAACAGUCCAACACGGUCAUUACUUGCAAUCGGGCAUCCUAUGAGUAUGGAGCCUCUUGUUUUUAUUCUGACAAGGACAUAAGUAGCGCCUCUCCCUCCGGCAGUGGCAAGCAGAGGGGACACGGGGACUAUCUGCACUUUUCUCCUGAUCAACCAUACAAAUCCGACAGUGUGCAAAGCAAAAUUUUAAAUGAGGAAGGCAGCGACCGGAAGUACACGAGCCCUGUUUAUCCCUGGAUGCAGCGGAUGAACUCCUGCGCUGGUACAGUGUAUGGAACACAUGGGAGACGGGGGAGGCAAACUUACACCAGAUACCAAACGCUAGAGUUAGAAAAGGAAUUUCAUUCUAACAGAUACUUAACCAGAAGACGACGGAUUGAGAUUGCAAACGCUCUCUGCCUUACUGAACGACAAAUUAAAAUAUGGUUUCAAAACAGGCGAAUGAAAUGGAAAAAGGAAAACAAACUCAUACAUUCCACACAGCCCAGCAGCGAAGAAACAGAGGAAAAGUCAGGGGAGUAAAGUUAUGCUUAAUAAAAGUUACCAGGCCUUUUCCUUUUUAGCGCUUUUUUUUUCUUGUGUUCCUUCUGCUACUAAAAUCCUAUAGGUUUUUCACAGUCUGUUGACUCCCAAAGGCUUGAUUAAAAUAUAUACAUUUGCAAUCAACUGUGAAUUUAUUUAAAAAUAGAAGUAUUUGAUUUACAGCUAUGUAGUGUUUAUGGUCACCUUUUCAAAGCCUAGAGAACCUUGCUUAAAAUAAUUCAGAAAAAAACCCAGAUUGUAAGUAUAAAUAUUUUAAAUUGAGCAUCUAUGUCUGUAUGAAUGUCUCUGAUACGACAGUAUGGCUGUAGGCAGCAGAGAAGUGAGUAGAUUUUUGUAAUUGGAAACGUUCAUAUUGUGGAAUAACGCCUGAUUUAGAAAAUCCUGGUUUUCUGUCUUUACUAAUCCUGGGCGUCUUGUUCUACUGUGUUUGGGAUUUUAGGGUCUCUAUAAAAAAAAGUUUUACACGUGUAUAAGAGAUUUAAUUAGCACAGAGAAGAUCACGGCAUUUUAAAAAAAAUCGAUUUACUAUUAACUUCCAUGAAAAUCGAGGAUGAAUUGCAGGGAGAUUUUAAAACGCCCAGAGCUGAUUCCACUAAAUUGAACAAAAUCUGCGCUAGUAUUAAAGAAAAAACUAUGCGUUGAACUUUAGAACGGGGAAAGAAAAGGUUUUGAGGCGGGCAGAUUUCUGCGGCUCCUGUCGUGGCGCUGAUAGUAAAGAAAGCUUUCAUUGAGCAACGAGGGGGUUUUAAUCAUGCAGUACGAUUGUGCUAGUUUCAAAAAAUUCAAAAUCAAUGGUCUGUAAUGGUAAAUCGUGGCUCUUCUUUCUAUCUUCAUUUACUUUCGAAAUUCCUAGCACAGAAGACUAAAUAGAUAAUAGAUAGAAACUAGCUUCUAAAAUGAUUCCAAAUAGAGUUCUCUUUCACUGAGUAAAAUACUUGCAGUCAAAAUAUUUACUAAUAGAUACGUAUUUGUGUGUGUGAAUGUGUGUACAGUACACACAAAGACCCCUUUAUUCGGAAGGAGAAGCAAUUUGGGCUACCGCUCUGAAUAGUCCCAAAUUGCGAAAAUAUUAAUGUCAAAUGACCGCCACAACACUAUAUUUAUCUGAAAAAAAGACGCCGACCAUAAAAUUAUAUAGAAUUUGAUCCCAGCUGGAAAACUACUAUACAGUAUUUAUUUUUAAUAGGUACCUGGCUUUUAAUAUCGGCAGUGCAGCUUUUCUUUAGCGCCUGCAAAACAGGACUGUAAUUGUUGCCAGUGUGUGAGGAUUUAUAUUUUUCAGUAGGUUUAAAUAAGCAUCACUCUAAAAAGAGAUCGAAGUUAUUUCUGUAUUUAAAAAUCUAUAGCAGGACA